AUGAUCUUCAAGUACUUGAGAUAUUUUGGUGGUGCGUCAAUAAAAGUUCUGAAUCUCAAACCAUCUGCUACAAACAAGAUCAAUCUCUUUGCCGGUGCAUUUUUUAAUAUUGAAAAAAAAGAAAAAGAAAUGGUAGUGGGUGUUUUUCCAGCUCUGAAAUUGGGAGUUUUGUUCGUUAAACAAAUUAGCAAGCCCAUAGCUAAGUUUCUUGUUAACCAAGCAAAAAAUCAUCCUGUAUUCAGGACAUAUUUUAUUAUACCGCCUGCACAAUUAAACCUACAAAAGUUGCAAAGUUGAAUGAAACCAUGGCCAUAGAAUUAGGAGCUAAUUUGAUGGGUGAGGUUAUCAUUUUUAGCGUUGCUGGUGGUUGUUUAAUAUUAGAAUACAAUCGCCAGGCAGCGAAAGAGGCGAAAAAAGAGGAAGCGCGUCUUCAACAAAUACAAUUGUUUACAAAUGACAUUAAGAAUUUGAAUCAGAUCACUUCUGAACAAGAAAAUGAAAUUCAAUAUCUACACGAAGUUAUUCAAGAAAUAACUAAACAUAUGAAGUAUGAAAUUGUUGCGAAACCAAGAGUAAAAGAAACAAAUGAGCAAGUGCAACAAUCAAAUAUCAAUGAGAGUCAGAAUAGUGCGAAUUCAAAAACUGAAAAACCGUCAAUAAUUGAACGCGCUAUAAUAUAUUAUGAGAAUAAUGUAAAAACAGAGAAAGUCAGUUAAUUGAAAUUUUAUUUUAAAUUUUAUUAAUGAUUGUGAUAGUGUAGGUAUAACUUGAAUAAUAUUAAAGGGAGAAAUGCAUUCAUGAUAUCACAGUGUAUAUAAAAAAUAUUUCCCAUAAUAUAUACAUGACUUUAUAUAUAAUUAAGAUCACAUAUAACACAAUUUAUACAUUAGUAUUUUGUGCACUAUUGUUGACAUUCGGUAUUUUCUAUUUAUGUUUAUACAUGUACAGUUUUUUAUUGUUUUUUUUAAUCAUCAUUUUCAAAAACACACAUACAUAGUCUAUAGACUAUACAAAAAUAUUUCUAAAUUGUAUCGCUUUGAACAAAGAAAUAGUCGAUCUAUUCUACAUUCAAUCAAGCUGUAUUAUACAAUAAUGGUAAUGAUAGAAAAAAAUAACAUUUUAACAUUUUUAUUAAGUAUUCAUUAAAAAAAGUUUAUUCAUUUAUUAGUUUAGGCUUAUUCCUUCCUUCAACAUUUUUUGUAAUGUGUGAAUUCUUGCCUCCAAAUUUUCAAACUCGAUUUCUAGAAUAAAAAGUUUUGAAAUUCGUUACAUGUGUAUUCAUACGUUUAAAUAUCAACUUAAUACUAACUUGCAUUCUUUGUUUUAUUAUUAUAUAUUUUCGUGUUUCGGCAAGGAGAUCGUUGGGUUCUAAUUGAUUCUAACGAGCUUCCUGUUUAUCAUCAAUUAAAAUACACGUUAAUAAUCUUUCGGGGGAAAAAAACGUGCAAGUAAAAUUUCUAACAUUAAGUUAAAUAGAAAUUUGAACAAGUGUACACCUGGCGACAAAAUAGAUGUUCUAUUGCGGCUUGAGAUCGAAGAAGAUCGACUUCUGUUCCGUUUACAAGCUGCAUGA
Molecule: messenger RNA, 1573 nt
Organism: Heterotrigona itama
Lineage: Eukaryota; Metazoa; Arthropoda; Insecta; Hymenoptera; Apidae
Source: the annotation of a GenBank genome assembly